AUGGCGUUGCAAAACGGCCACCGCGAUGUGUCCAUUGUGGACAUUCGUCAAGGAGAGUUAAACAUCUCUCUUGUUGAUGAAAUCCGUCAGAAGCUCAAUCCGGGCAAAGGGCAGGAGAGAAGAAUGCCAACGCUGUUGCUGUAUGAUGAGGAAGGACUGCAGCUCUUCGAGGAGAUCACAUAUCUAGAAGAGUAUUAUCUGACGAAUGCUGAGAUUGAGACCCUCACCAGUCAUGCAGAAGCAAUUGCAAGAGUGAUAGAGCCGGGCUCACAGGUCAUUGAGUUGGGCAGUGGUAAUCUCCGCAAGGUCAGCAUCCUACUCCAGGCUUUUGAGAGGGUCAAAAAGGAGAUUGACUACUAUGCAUUGGACUUGUCCUGGCCAGAGUUGAAGCGAACGUUAUCUGCUGUAAACGGAGUUUAUAAGCAUGUGCGUUGUCAUGGCCUAUUUGGCACAUAUGACGAUGGGCUCGCUUGGAUGAAGGAGACUGCGAAUCUUGGGAUCCCAAAGUGCAUCUUGUGGAUGGGAUCCUCAAUUGGCAAUCUCGAGCGUACAGAGGCAGUAGAUUUCCUGCGGGGCUGUUCAGAAGUUCUGCAAGGCCAAGAUUCCAUGCUGAUAGGCAUUGAUGCCUGCCAUGAAAGUGACAAGGUCUAUCGUGCUUACAAUGACAAGCGAGGUACAACACACGAGUUCAUCCUCAACGGCCUGAAGCAUGCCAAUAAGCUCAUGGGAAAGGAGGUUUUCAGGGAAGACGAUUGGAAAGUGAUGGGAGAGUACGAUGAAGUCGCUCGCCGGCACCAAGCGUUCUAUACACCUGUCAGAGAUGUCGUGGUAGAAGGGACGCUAAUCAGGGCUGGGGAGAAGAUUCGAGUAGAAGAAAGCUACAAGUACUCACUGCUUCAAAGUGACGAGCUUUGGCAGCGUGCUGGCUUGAUGGUACAGGCGAGAUUCGGUAACAGAAUCAACGAUUACCAUCUGCACUUAGUCUCGAAGCAGGCUUUUUCCUAUCCUCUCAAAGCGAAUGAGUAUGCUGCUCAGCCGGUACCAUCCCUACACGAAUUUGAACAGCUAUGGGCGGCAUGGGACGUGGUUACGAGGCACAUGAUACCCGAGAAAGAACUUCUGUCGAAGCCCAUUAAGCUUCGAAACUGCUGCCUCUUCUAUCUGGGCCAUAUUCCCGCCUUCUUGGACAUGCAUUUGACAAGAGCGACCGGCGAUGCGGCCACCAAGCCGAGCUCUUAUCACCACAUGUUCGAACGUGGCAUCGAUCCCGAUGUUGACAACCCAGAGAACUGUCAUGCACAUAGCGAGAUUCCAGAUGAAUGGCCUCCAAUAGGUGAGAUUUUUGAUUAUCAAGAACGAGUUCGAAAUCGAACAAGAUCCCUCUUUGCCGAUAGAGGCCUGGAGACGAACCGAUUGCUUGGACGAGCCUUGUGGAUUGGGUUCGAACAUGAAGCCAUGCAUUUGGAGACACUUCUCUACAUGCUUCUGCAAAGUGAUAGGACCCUCCCGCCUCCUGGCGUGGCUCCAGAUUUUGUGGCAUUGGGGAAACAAGCCCGGGAGGCUGCGAUUCCAAAUCAAUGGAUCCCAAUACCCGCCAGCACUAUCAACGUAGGCUUGGAGGACCCUGAAAACGAUGAUGGACCUAACCGUCAUUUUGGUUGGGACAACGAGAAGCCACAACGUCUGCUUGAUGUGCCAGCAUUCGAGGCCCAGGCGAGGCCCCUGACCAACGAAGACUACGCCCGUUACCUUUACCAUACUGGCCAGGAUGCGGUGCCUGUUUCCUGGAUCUCUGAGGGGAGCCAUCACUCCCCACCCGUAUAUCAACGAGAAGCGCCUGUCGACGGCCAUAGCUCCUACCAGAAUGGACUUAGCCCGCCAUUGACAAACGCAUAUUUGACUGGCAAAUCUGUCAGGACUGUCUACGGACCGAUCUCGUUGGAGUACGCACUGGAUUGGCCCGUCUUUGCAUCUUAUGAUGAGCUUUCCAGAUGUGCAACGUGGAUGAACGGACGUAUUCCAUCCGUGCAAGAAGUCCGAAGCAUCUACAAUUAUGUGGACCCGAACAAGAAUAAGAAGACGGAUAGUAUCAACACCAAGAAGAUCUCUGCAGUCAACGGGCAUCUUUCCAAUGAGGGAGUCGAGAUUUCUCCUCCACCACACCAUUUGCGUAAUGGCGCCUCUGGCGCUGAGAAGUCCCUUGAUCCCUAUGAACUAUUCGCUGACCUUGAAGGCUGCAAUGUGGGUUUUAAGCAUUUCCACCCAAUGCCUGUCACCCAGAACGGCAAUCAGCUGUCUGGGCAGGGGAACAUGGGCGGUGUUUGGGAAUGGACAAGCUCGCCGCUAGAGAGGCAUGAGGGGUUUGAACCCAUGACAUUGUACCCAGCUUAUACAGAUGACUUCUUCGACGGGAAGCACAAUGUUGUUCUGGGCGGAUCAUGGGCAACUCAUCCCCGUAUUGCUGGACGUAAAACCUUCGUCAACUGGUAUCAGCGCAACUACCCGAUCACAAUCACGGACUGGAACACAAAUGUGGAACCUGCGCAACUGUGUUGUCGUCGUAAGCUAAUUCUUCCGCCUAUCCAAAAAGCAAAGCUCACAUCGUUAGACCACGCGCCAAAAGAACGUGUUUCGGGAUUCACGAAGAGUUGCUUAAAUACCAUCGAAGCUCAUAGCAAACGCCACCUUGAGAUUUCUGAAAUCAUAAAGGCCAUUCGCCGUCUAGAAGGGAGCCCUAGCACAGAAAGUCCACUCUACAACAACAAAAGGAAAGGCAAGAAGAGAGACGACUCGAACCUUGACCAUUCAAAUGAUGGAAGUGAGCAUGUUGGUGGAGUUGAUCCAGAGCGAGACGUCGAAUGGGAUAGCAACUCAAGCACUCUCAAUAAUGAUGACGAUGAUGACGCCAAGGAAAGGAAGCAGUGCUGGUCCGGGAUCAUGGAGAAUGCUGAUGCCCGCAAAGCAGCAAAGGCCGAACGGAAGGCAGCAAAACAUCAAGUCCUCUUCGACGUCACAACCCAGGAGGAAUUGGCUACAGUCGAGAAAGCUUUGCAUCCUGAGUCCGAGCAUCAAGCCAGCGCAGUCUCCAAGAGUCAAGGACUAGCGGACAACCGCACGAUUGACGAGAACAUCGGGUUCAACGCAAGCACCUUUAAAUGGAGUAAGCUACAACUAGGUCUACACGUGAAGAAGAUAGCCAAAAGCAAUGACAGCAAGCAAAAGCCCAGUACCCCUCAACAAGACAACAAGAUCCUCAGCCCCAUCUUUACCAGCCUCGGUAUUGAUACCAAUCUCUCGAAAGCGAGCAAAGGACGCAAGUCUCUCGAUGCCAGACUUCGCGCUGCAAUUCUUGGAGACCUUGUGGCUUUCGAAAAUGACCAAGUGGAGACUAUGCAGCGCAUGGCCGGCUACUGGCGUUACGCCAACAGGCGCAUUUAUAAUGAAAUGGUCCGGAACAACCAGCUCUGGGACUGGGCCACUGGUGAGAAACUGCCUGAGAUCAGGGAAGAAGUCGAGCUGGAUGUUGUCGAAGAGGAGGAUGAGAACGCAGAAGAAGCUAGCAACCUAGUUAGAGAGACGGGAGGACAGAUUCCUGAGAACUGGGAUGACCCAGAUUUCGAGCUCCCUGCUGACCAGACGGGGCUUUCUCUGACUCCUCUCUCUGACAGAUCGAACAGCAAUGGGGAGGUGGGCAGGAGCGGUACACUUACGAAGCAGUCGCAUGCAGACCGCGACACGAAGCUGGAUCAGGAGAUCGACGAAUCAACCAGAGACUGCAUCACGAAUACCCCUAUCCCCAAAUUUUCCUUCAGUCCUGGACGCCUUCCCGGUCAAACUCUGAGCUUCAAGGUUCUAUCACCACUUUCCAGCAAUGACGAUUGGGAGGCGCUUCUUGAUGAGUCUGGAAACCACACCAAGGAAGGCUCUCAGGUCCUUGGUAGUCCUACACCUAGAAGUCCUCUCUCACCCAUGACUUCCAACCCCAAACACGAGAAAGGCUUCUUGGGUGUCAAAGACACCCGCGUCUUCGCGAAAGCGAUUCGAAAAGUCCCGCCGCCUUUUCAGGAUACACCACGUGCUCCACAACCGAUCAGAGUUCUCUUGGCACCGGCAACUCCGAACAGAGACACCCCAGACGUCCUCAACCGCUUCGGAGCGCUCAACCACGAAACCCCCGCCCCCUGCGAAGAGGCCAAGAAAGCGGACCCGCCCCUCGUCAAAUCGGUGCUCAAGAUCCCGGCCAAGCCCAUCGUCAAGACGUUGGCUAUCCACGACGAGCAAGACGAGUGGAAAACGCUGCGGCGAGGAGCAAAGGGGAAGAUAUGGGCGAAAGGUGGCCCGGCGGUAGCGCUGAGGGAGAAGGCCGCCCUCAACGUCCACGCCAAAAAGUUCGCUGGGGGGAAGAGCUUCGCGGCCGCGGUGAAGAGGGGGCUGUGA
This is a messenger RNA of Letharia lupina, 4437 nucleotides long. RefSeq lists its product as uncharacterized. The record is from RefSeq and is a predicted model, not a curated record. The transcript is spliced from 10 exons. The coding region runs from base 1 to 4437 and encodes 1478 amino acids. Lineage: Eukaryota; Fungi; Ascomycota; Lecanoromycetes; Lecanorales; Parmeliaceae.